Coniosporium apollinis CBS 100218 is the source of this 654-nucleotide messenger RNA. RefSeq lists its product as uncharacterized. Bases 1 to 654 code for a protein of 217 amino acids. NCBI's taxonomy places the organism in Eukaryota, Fungi, Ascomycota, Dothideomycetes. The record is from RefSeq and is a predicted model, not a curated record. The transcript has a single exon.
AUGGCACCUCGCUUUACGAUCGUCAUGGACGAUACCCCCGACAAGACUUACAUCCCCGGCGACAGAGUGUCGGGAAAGGUUAUUCUGGACGUCCCGAGAAAGUUGAAAAGAAAGGCUGUCAUGCUUUCCUUUUUAGGAGAGUUCCGCUACCUCUACUACACCGGCACUGGCAACGGGCAACAGGUGCACGUUGUCGGUAUUCCUUUUUUCAAAUUCGACCAAACUCUCCAUCCGGGGCCCGUCAACUUGGCAAACGAAAAGCGUGUGUGGACCUUUGAUUUCAAGUUUCCUAAGGAGUUCACCCCCUUCUAUGCACAGCACAGCGUCUUGCCCCUUCCUUCGUCGACUCACCACUCGAUAAAAUUCGACACGUUCAGACCAUCGGCUGGGAUAGUGUAUUACCUUCAUGCACAUUGCCCUCGAGGCAGAGCUCCGAUUAUCAGCUUCCAGGGAUCACUCUGCAAGCCAUACGGCCUCCAGCAUUUGCAGUUCGAACAUCCAGCUAAACAGCCUCCCGGUGCACCGGAGAUACAGGUCGUCACACUCAAAGGUCAGCAUCGGAAUUCAAGCAAGCUGCCCUCCAGCAUUCAUGCCUUCGGGGAAAAGUUCAGGGACGGCCGGCCAAACCGGGAGACGCAUACACCAUGCAUUUAG